AUGAAAGCUGUCGUAUUAUGGCUCUUGAUAGCCAUCCAGAUUGCUGGAGCCCAGAAAGAUUAUCCAGUGAGUUAUUUAUGAACUUCUUUUUGAUAAUUUUCUCAGGCGACAUUUCGAAAUUGGGUUGGAAAGGCAGACGCGGAAAUCUCUGCGGUUGAGCCUUCGAAAGGAUGCACAACAAAUGGAGAGUGUGGCCAGAAUCAGUUCUGUGAUUUUGUCUUCGCCAAUGGAAAAAAAGAGCAACGACAACGGUGUUUCAACGGUUAGUCUACACUCUCUUUUUGAGAUCAGAGAGCUCUUUCAGUACCCGCUAUAGUCGGUGAGGUUAAAAUCGGUGCGGCAACCGAGAAAGGCUUGAAACUUUGUUCUUCGCUGAAGGAUUGUGACGAGCCUGAUGCCUGCUACCCUCUGGCCCAAGAAGUUCAUGACCCCGCGACAAACAACCUUUUCAAGGGCGUUUGUUCGAAAAGUAGUAUAUUUCAUCGAAAAAUUUACUCAAGAUUGCUUUUCACAGUUGUUGUCACUGAGGAUCCUGGAGAAAUCCUGGGAGAGCCUUGUGAAGAGCCAGAGAACUGCACGGUAGCCCAAUUCAGAGAGAACAAAAUAAAUUAUGGAGUGUGAGUCUCUGAUGUCCGAGAAGAAAGAAAUCAAUUCAGUGAAUUAAUUUUCGAGAAGAUCCAUGAAAAUGGGCUAUAUUGAGGACUUGAGCCCUUAUUUCUCGAAAAAUAGGAAGUUUUGCAAGUUGAGACUCUCAGGAUCUUUUUCUGGUACUUCAAGAAGUGUUCAGGCCAAUUUUCAGAAAACUCCCAAACACAAAGAAAAAUGAGCUCCGUGUGAGAUCAAAUCAAUAAGAUUAUUAUUUUUUCCUAGCCGGGAUUGGUUUCAAAAAACUGAAAAAAGUGAUCAAGAUGUUGAAAUAACUUUCCGAAUCAGUUUAUGUAACCAUAGUCAAUCUUUCUUCUUUGAAAGCCGAUAUUGCCCUUAAAAAAUCAGUUGACGUCAUCUACUUCGAUUUUCAAAAAGCAUUUGAUCAAGUCUCUCACGACCUCCUUUUGCUUAAACUAAAAAAUUUCGGGUUUGAUCAAACGCUUUGCAACUGGUAUAAAUCUUUUAUUACGGGUCGCGAAUAUUUUUUCAAAGUUAAUGACUCAUUGUCUACUUCUUCUUUUCCUAUACCAAGUGGAGUCCUUCAAGGUACUGUUUCUGGCCCUCUCCUCUUCCUUAUUUUUUUAUAAACGAUAUUUUUUUCAUCAUUUUAAUUCCAAUGUUAAAAGCUGUACUGUUCGCCGAUGAUAUCAAAAUUUUUGGUUGUUCUCCGUCCCAUAAUCAACAAGCUAUCGACGAAACUAUUGAAUGGUCCUCUCUUUGGGGGCUUCCCAUCGCUCCUGAAAAGUCAUUUGCUCUUUAUCUUGGUCCUAGAAACCCCAAAAAUGUCUACUUUUUCGGCUCUAACAUCAUUCCUGCGACUCAAUCUACUAAGGAUCUUGGUGUAAUUAUCGAUGACAAAUUGUCCUUUUCUAAUCAUAUUCAUAAAGUCUCCGCUUUAGCCCUUCUGAGAUCCAAACAACUGUUAAAUUCUUUUCGUUUUCUCUCACCGUCCUUAUAUUUUAAACUUUAUAAUUGCUAUGUUCGUCCAAUUUUAGAAUACUGUUCUGAGGUUUUCAACCCUCCUCUAAACUCUGAUCUAUUUUAUAAACUAGAAAGUUCCUUACGUUUCUUUUUCUCGAGAAGUUUUUUUAUUAGAUGCAAUCUUAGCUUCACUUCAUACCAUGACAGAUUAACUCAAGUCAAUGUUCUUCCGCUUUUUCAACGUCGUCUUCUUCUUGAUAUUUUCUCUCUCCAUAAAAUUGUUUUAAAAAUUGAUCACUUUCCAUCAAUUGACAACUUUAUUGCCUUCUCUCGGCUAGGUAGACAUCCACUUCGGUUACAAACUAGGGGUUCAUUAUCAGAUAACUUCUUUUCGCGUCAUAUAACUCUUUGAAACAUAUUAAUAACCAAAUUAAAUUUUUUUCGUGCCACCCCAAAAACUUUAAAAAGAUAAAUUAUCUAGGAUAGCUGUUAGCGAACUUAUUAUCAACAUCCGCAAUCGUCUUUUUAUAGUUUAUCUUUUUGUUCUUCUCUUUUUGCGAACGGUCGCCAUGCUGCUCGUUAGGGCACCAUAUGACCUUCUUAUCUUUGUUGUCUGUCCAAUGUUAUAUUAUUUCCUUUCUAUCUGUACCUUAAUUAUUUGCGUUGUUCUGACAAUAAAGAAAUGAAUAUAGUCUGUGUGCCACGACUUGAAAUUUCACGGAACGAUAUUCCGCUGUUCCGCUGCGUGUGUUCGCGAAGCGUCUUUCCAAUCUAGGUCACGCUUUCAAUUGGUUUUUAUUGCUGUGGGAGCACAUGAAAAUAGAGUACCUUGAUCAAAGAAAAAUUAAAAAUUGAAAGCGCGACCAAGGUUCGAAAAGGCGCGCCGCGGCACAGCGGAAUGUUCUGUGAAUUUCCAAGUCGUUGUACACAGACUAUAAAUAAUCUAUAAUCUGAAGUAAACGAUUCAAAUUUCAGUAGAGGCUGUAAAAAAUUCGACGCAAACGUUUUCAUCUCCCAAGGCCGAGGAGUAUGUCUUCAAGGUUGAAGGAGAAACUCCUUCUUGAACAUUAUUUUUUUUGCAGCAAAGCUUUAUUGUCCGAGCAAACUGAGGGCGGGUCAACCGAACUAUGAUGUGUACGAAAUUUGUAUCGUGGAAUCCGAAAUAAUAGAAAACAGUGAUGUGGGAACAAUUUGUUGUCGUGAGUAUAACCUGGAAAAUUCGAAGUUUCAACUUUUUUUUUUCAGCUAUUCCGCUCUCAGAUACCGUAUACUGGGGUGACGUUGGUCGCUCAAAUAAGAUUCCGCGAGGAUAUGAAGAAAAUAACGGCACCGGCAGGCUCUGCGAGAAGAGCAAAUCUUGCGAAGCCGACGAAUUUUGCGACGACUCUUUGAACUUUUUCAACGGUGUUGGAGCCAAGGAUGAUUCUGGACCCAACGGAGCUCCGUUGCGUUUUUGUUACUCAGGUUGAACGGUAAAAAUGAGAAUUUGCUUCUCACCUUAAUUGCAGUUCCAUUCGAAGAAUUCAUUACGUAUGAAAAUAAUGAAAAGAAGUUUUGUUCGAAAAACCGCCACUGUGGUCGAGGCGCUAUGUGUGAAGAGAUUGCCUUGUACGAAAAUUCCCCAAAGCCAUUCAUUGGCUUUUGUGUGAAAGGUUCUUGAAAAACAAAAAUGCAUGAUUUCAAGAAAAAGGAGAAACAUGAGAGAUCUGCAAUCAGAGGGUCCUGAAGAACACUUCAGCAAAGUUUCAGCAAAGAUUUCAAGUAAAAAACGUUCCCUGAUUAGGAAAAAGGAGAAACAUGAGAGAACGCCUCAAAAUUUUCGAGACAGUCCCGUGUAACCAAACAGCAUGCGAGAACAUGAUCUAGUUCAAAAAUUGUUUCCUAAUUCACAUGAUAAUGUCCUGACUUUCCACCUUGUGAUAAAAAGUUGAACUGAAAGACAUUUUUGAUUUGAUUUUUCUUCUUCUUCUUCCUACGCCUUUGUACCGCUUGAGCGGCGUCGGCGCCCCAAGUCGAUUAGCCGAGGUCCUAUCCUGAUAAUCAGUGGAUUUGAUUUAUCGAAUUGUUUUAAAUCGCUAUAAAUUUGUAGACGACGGCACAGCGCCGGCUUUUGAAUCGACAACAGAACAAGAACCGACAACAGAACAAGGACCAUCAGAACAAGAGCCUCCAGUACAAGAGCCAGCAGACUCAGAAAAGAACGAUUUGACGGAUACAACUGUUAUGGAUGACGAGGAAAACCACACCGCUACCGUUAUUUUCGCCAGCUUCUCCGAAUUCUGCUUUUUAAUCAUAAUAUCAACUCUUAAGAUGUGGGCAUAAAUAUUGAACAAUCAAUUUUUUUUUUCAAUGAAUCUUUUUCCAGCAAGAUAUUCUGGCUAUUUUAAUCUUAGAAAAAAAUAACUUAAGGUCUUCUGAAGUUCUGAAAUUACCUCACUAGAAUACAUAUCAACUUAUGAAUCCUUUCAAAAGAACGAGGAAUAUUCGGUAUCAGAUUGUCAAGAAACGGAUUCGUUCUUUGAUGCUCUCAAUUCGAUAAGUGGAUAUAUAUUCUAUUGAGGUAGUGAGGUGAGGACGUUCGAAAACAGGAAAAAGUGCAAUUUGACUCCGAAAAACGGCUCCUGCAACAUUUAAAAGCGUGCAUCGGUGUGUUUGACGCAAACACAGCUACGGACACUUGCACGAAUUCUUCCGAAAUUUCAAAACCAUUUUUUUAAAGUUUUUCAAAGCCGUUUUUCGCGUCGUUAGAUUUUUUUCCCGAUUAGAAAAAGAAAAAAAUAAGUUAAAAAUUCCCUUUGACUUUACUUCUAGGUAGUUUUUUUGAUAUUUUAUCAAAGAUUUUUUUAUGAUAGUUGUACAAAAGAUUCAUGUCAAAACAUUGACCUCAGUUCAGACAACCUCUCAGAACAGAAAACCAAUUCGAAAACGGUUCAGAAAAGCGCAAAAUGAGUUAAAAAGAGAGCGUGAGGCAACGGGGUAAACCGUGAGAUUUUGCCUCCAGUUGUACGCCGCGCGCAAUCGUUUUUUGGCAAUAUCUUUUUUUCUUAGUGGACCUUAUUUCAAAAAAAUUAAACGGAUUAUGAAAAUAGGCAGUCCCUCUCUAUCGAAUAGGGGGAAAAAAUAUUUUUUUGCAUAGUUUUGAAGAAAUGGCUUGCGGUAUCUAGAUAGAACAAUUUUUUUGAGCUGCCGUCAUCGAAACUAGCCAGCGCAGAGGUUUUGAAAAAAAUUGAGCAGAAUAAAGAUAAGAAAAGAUUUUAUCGUCGAACUAUUUUUCGUGAGUAAAGAUUGCGGAAUUUGAAAUGAAACAUUUAUUUUCUUUUUUUAACGUAAAAAAAUUCAGAACCUAAAAAAAUCAUACAAACAAUGAGAAUAAGAAAUGAAAAUGGCAAAGAAGAAAAAUAACUUCAAGUGCUAUUGUUAAAAAAAGAAAAAAAGAAAAAAAUAAAAUCCGACUCACGAGUGAUUUCCAUCAGAUGAAUGGACAUUGCUUGCAUCAGAGUCCACGAGGAAAAACCUCUCUCUGAUGAUUAGGUCUACAAGCCUGUUGCUGAUGAUAGCCAUCCAGAUGGCUGGAGCCAUCAACGAUGGGUGUCCUGUGAGCCGUCGCUCUUAUUCUUCCCAAUUUCAUUCUGUCUCAGGCCGACUACGCUCCAACGCUGCUGAGAACCUGUCAAGAUACAUCGGGAUCAACUUGUAGUGGGAACGAUUAUUUUUGCCAAAAAAAUACGUGCUGCGCAUGUAAGUUGACAUUUCCUCAGUGAUAUUUUACAGAGUAAACAAGUUUGACAGAAGGCAGUCAUACCUCCAAGACAUGGUAUUUGUGAACAGAAAUAGUUUUCUAAUUACAGUCCGGCCAUCCUCUUCCACGUUCCAACAAUGGCUAGGAAGUGCAGACGAAGAGGUCAUCGCACAGGAACCACUAGAAGAGUGCAAAAAAAAUGGCGAUUGCGGGAAUGGGCAGUUUUGCGAUAUGGUAUUCAGUUCAACGGGAAAAACUGGAAAGAAGCCAUAUACAAACAACAGAAGUCAGCUACGUAAACUAUGUUUCAAUGGUCUGUUUUUGAUUAUGCUAAAUAUUCAAUUGGAUUUUUAUGAAAAGCCUGAAUUUCGAGAUUACGCUUUUGAUUUUUAUUACCUCAGGAUGUGAAGGCCCCUGAAGAAAAAAAGUCGACCAAGAUGGUAUGUCUCAAAAAGGAAUAUUGUGAAUAUAAUACCAAAUUGCAGAACACGAAAUGA
Molecule: messenger RNA, 5805 nt
Organism: Caenorhabditis auriculariae
Lineage: Eukaryota; Metazoa; Nematoda; Chromadorea; Rhabditida; Rhabditidae
Source: the annotation of a GenBank genome assembly